GUGAUCAGGAUUUAUGGAUGCAGGACUCCAUGUUUCAGAUAAGCAAAUAUAUCUGGGUCUCAGUUGUCAUAAUACUCCCAUGUUCCUAAAAAAUAACAAAACUGCAGACGCCUUGAAGGAGAUUUGUAGAAAAACUUGCAGUCUUAUACAUUAGAGAAGAAGACAUGAUCAUUCAAGACACAGCAUCUAUUUUCAAAGGCCAUGUCACGUGUCUUAAGAGUGGUGCGAUUGAUUUAUUGAAAGAACUUAAAAGCAUUCCCAUGACUUUGGAUUUGUUGCAGUCUACACGGGUUGGGAUGUCUGUGAAUGCUGUUAGAAAACAAAGCACAGAUGAAGAAGUCACAACACUUGCUAAGUCACUCAUCAAAUCAUGGAAAAAGCUGCUAGAUGGCCCUGCAGGAGACAAAGAUGCUGAAGACAAAAGAAAGGAAUGUUCAUCUUCCUCAAAGAACAUUUCAGACUCAACAGAACAAAGCUCUAGUAAGAGACCAGAACCAAGAACACCUACUACUCCAAAGAUGACCACAUUCCCUCCAGUUCCUGUUACAAGUGAUACUGUUCGCAAUAAGUGCAGAGAAAUGUUGACGGCUGCUCUCCAAACAGACAAUGAUUAUGUUGCAAUAGGAACUGACUGUGACCAUAUGGCAGCUCAAAUUGAAGAGAUUGUAUUCCAAGAGAUGGGCAAUACAGAUAUGAAAUACAAAAACCGAGUACGAAGCAGGAUAGCUAACCUAAAAGAUACCAAAAACCCCAAUUUAAGGAAGAAUGUUCUCUGUGGAAAUAUUACACCAGAACAAAUUGCAAGAAUGACUGCUGAGGAAAUGGCAAGUGACGAACUGAGAGAGAUUCGGAAAGCUUUAACAAAUGAAGCUAUCAGAGAGCGCCAGAUGGCCAAGACUGGUGGUACUGAAACUGCCCUCUUCACUUGUGGGAGGUGCAAACAGAAGAACUGUACUUAUACACAGGUUCAAACACGAAGUGCUGAUGAACCCAUGACAACAUUUGUCUUUUGUAAUGAAUGUGGUAACCGAUGGAAAUUUUCUUAAGUAACGAGAAGACUACAGCUGGACCAGUAUAUGAAAUACCUAAAUUAUAAAGGAUCAUCAUGUAUAUUAAAUCUCACAUUUUGUUAGAUAUAUCGCUGUAAAUUAAAUCUUUGCAAUUAUAAUCCUUUUCAGCUCAGCUGAUGUAAUCUAAACUUGUACUGUAAUUGAAUCUGUUAAUUAAUGCAUUGUAUGGUACAAGAAGUUGCAUUUCACUUCAGUGUUUUAAAACUUCUUUAUAUGUUAGGGUUUCAAAAAUGAAAUACUAUUGCUAGUAUGGAUCUGUUGAAAUCAUUUUUAAUUAAAAUGUGAUUGUCCACAACAGCCCAUUGUUUCCAACGUAGUAUUCUUUUCUGU
This is a messenger RNA of Chiloscyllium plagiosum (whitespotted bambooshark), 1400 nucleotides long. Lineage: Eukaryota; Metazoa; Chordata; Chondrichthyes; Orectolobiformes; Hemiscylliidae. The record is from RefSeq and is a predicted model, not a curated record.